AUGGUCAGGUGCUUCUCCACCAUUCGAUUCGUCGUCGCCUGCCUGGCUGACUACCGCCACGGCGCACCAGUGGCGCUCAAGUACGUGAAGCGCGGCUACCACGUGCUGUGCAGCCAUGGCCUCACGCUGGCGCUCAUGCCGCUGGCCGCCACGGGCGUGGUCACGUUUGUGCUGAGCUGCCUGCUGCUGGUGUUUGUGGCCGCCACCUACGUCUUCACCCGCUCGCGCCCUGUAUACCUCCUCAACUUCUACUGCUUGAAGCCCCCCGCGAACCUCAAAAUAAACAACGAGUUCUUCAUGCAGCACUCCCGCAACAGCAAGGCCUUCACCCAGGACAGUUUGGACUUCCAGGAGAAGGUGCUAUCACGGUCGGGGCUGGGAGAAGAGACCUACCUGCCGGGAGGCAUAAUGUCGCAGCCGCCACGCAUUAACAUGCAGGCAGCGCGGGAGGAGGCCCAGCUGGUGCUGUUCAACACCGUGGCAGAGGUGCUCAAGGCCACGGGCACUAAGCCGCAGGCAGUCGACAUCCUUGUUGUCAACUGCUCCCUCUUCAACCCCACUCCCUCGCUCUCAGCCAUGAUUGUCAACCACUUCAAGAUGCGCUCCAAUGUGAUGACCUACAACCUGUCGGGCAUGGGGUGCUCCGCGGGCGUCAUCUCCAUCGGCCUUGCCCAGCAGCUGCUCCAGGUGUUCCCCAACUCCACCGCCCUGGUGGUGUCCACUGAGAACCUGACCAAGAAUUGGUACUUUGGCAACGACAAGUCCAUGCUCGUGCCCAACUGCCUCUUCCGCCUUGGCGGCGCCGCCAUGGUGCUGUCCAACAAGCGCACCGACCGCUGGCGGGCCAAGUACGAGCUGCUGCACGUGGUGCGCACCCACAUGGGGCAGGACGAUGCGCACUAUGGGUGCGUGUACCAGAAGGAGGACAGUGACGGCAAGGAGGGCGUGUUUCUGUCCAAGGAGCUGAUGCGGAUUGCGGGCCACGCGCUCAAGGCCAACAUCACCACGCUGGGCCCCCUGGUGCUGCCCAUCAGCGAGCAGCUGCUCUUCUUCGGCAACCUGGUGGCGCGCAAGAUGCUGCGCCUCAAGGUGCGCUCCUACAUCCCCGACUUUAAACUCGCCUUUGAGCACUUCUGCAUCCACACGGGCGGCCGUGGCGUGAUUGAUGCCAUUGAGAAGCAGCUGGAGCUGCUGCCUGAGAAUGUGGCGCCCUCGCGUGAGACGCUCUUCCGCUAUGGAAACGUCUCCUCCUCGUCGAUCUGGUACGUGCUAUCCAACAUCGAGACCAAGCGGGGGGUGAAGCGCGGCGAGCGGGUGUGGCAGAUUGCCUUCGGCAGCGGCUUCAAGUGCAACAGCGCAGUGUGGCGUGCGCUGCGCCCCGUCAAUGACCGGCAUGAGGCGUGGCUGGAAGAUGGAGGGGCCAGCCCCAGCGCCUCAGGCAGCCCCAAGGUGUAG
Molecule: messenger RNA, 1455 nt
Organism: Chlorella variabilis
Lineage: Eukaryota; Viridiplantae; Chlorophyta; Trebouxiophyceae; Chlorellales; Chlorellaceae
Exons: 11
Coding region: 1-1455 (484 amino acids)
Biological process (GO): fatty acid biosynthetic process
Cellular component (GO): membrane
Molecular function (GO): acyltransferase activity, transferring groups other than amino-acyl groups
Source: RefSeq, a predicted model, not a curated record